AUGGAUAGAUCCUGCCUUACAAGGCUGCCAAAGCGACGAGAGCAGAUAUCAUCUCUGACACAUGCAACUGAAUUAUUGGCCGUGACUAUUUUAAGAAAUAUUUUGGGUCAAUAUACAUUGUCAGAUCUAUUGACAAACCGUGAAUCAAUCAGUCAAGCGGUUCGUAAAGAAAUAGAUAAUGGAACAGUAGAGUGGGGCGUCGAAGUGGAACGAGUAGAAAUAAAAGAUGUAAUCUUACCAUACGAAUUGCAAAAAGCUUUGGCUGCGGAAGCCGAGGGUACGCGUAUCGCUAAAGCAAAAAUCAUAGAAGCUGAAGGUGAAAUAAAAGCAGCAGAAAACCUUAGAGAUGCCUCGAAGAUUAUUAUGCAAAAACCUCAAACUAUACUUGUAUGA
Messenger RNA from Vanessa atalanta (red admiral), 393 nucleotides. Its product is annotated as stomatin-2-like. The record is from RefSeq and is a predicted model, not a curated record. Gene Ontology annotation, cellular component: plasma membrane. The coding region runs from base 1 to 393 and encodes 130 amino acids. NCBI's taxonomy places the organism in Eukaryota, Metazoa, Arthropoda, Insecta, Lepidoptera, Nymphalidae. The transcript is spliced from 3 exons.